AUGUUGGCAAUCUGUAAGGAUUCUUCAGUGGCCUUUUCUGUAGGAAUUUUCUUCUUCUUAUUUUUGGUGUUCUGUGGAAUUGGGUGUAUUUGGCAGUGGAAACACCCUAACACAGUCCGAUUUGCCUUACCAAAAUUUUUGCAAAAGAGAAGAAGCAAGAAGAAAGACUAUGCUAAGACACCAUCCUCGAGUCCUCAGAUUAUCGUCCCAAAGUAUAAAAUCUCAGCUCAAUCACAGACACACAGACCUGCUCUCGGGGCAACGCACGUACGUGACAACUACGAAAAUGUGAAAACCGGUCCCCACAAAGCUAAAGAAGAAAGUGAAAAAGACAUAUACGAAAACACGAGGCAGUCAAAUUUUGAGGACCAUAUCUACGGAAACGAGCCAUCAUCGGACUACUGCAACUUCCAGAAGCCUAGAACUUCGGAAACCCCACAGGAUGAAGAUAUAUAUAUUCUCCCAGAUUUGUGA
Messenger RNA from Elephantulus edwardii (Cape elephant shrew), 474 nucleotides. RefSeq names its product GRB2-binding adaptor protein, transmembrane (gene GAPT). Gene Ontology annotation, cellular component: membrane. The record is from RefSeq and is a predicted model, not a curated record. Lineage: Eukaryota; Metazoa; Chordata; Mammalia; Macroscelidea; Macroscelididae. The transcript has a single exon. The coding region runs from base 1 to 474 and encodes 157 amino acids.